AAAUUAAGUGUUGGGUUAGAAAGUGCGCAAGCGCAUUAUGUCUAUACAGAAGUGUGUUGAGUGGUAUUGAAUGUGUUAAGUUUGAUCACCCUGAGACAGCCAUUGUGUUAUUGUUGUUUUACGCAUAAAUCUUUCACAAUUCGUGAUUAUUAAUCUCGUAUCAUACUGAAAGAAAUUAAGAGCAUUAUUUUAUUCUAUAUUUUCUACGAUAUAGAAUAAUGACAGAUAGGUCAAGUAAUGGAGAUUAUCAGCAUGAUCGAGAGGAAUCCCCAGAAAAUAAUUCUAAUUUGUCGAUGAAAAAAGACCGAGAAGAAAAGGAUCAUCAAGUUGAUAAGGCCGGGGAAUAUGUAAGAGAACUUUUGCAAGAAAAAGUCGAAUUGGAUUCGCAAAAAUGGCCCAAUGCAACUCGCUUGAUUGAUCAAGAAAUACAAAAAACUCAAGCUAUUGGAAAGCCAUUAAGAGAUCCAAAAUAUGUAGAUAUUUAUCGUGAGAAACCAAUACGCAUUUCUGUUAAAGUCUUGGUUCCUGUUCGUGAACAUCCAAAGUUUAAUUUUGUCGGAAAACUAUUGGGACCAAAGGGAAAUUCUAUGAAACGUUUACAAGAAGAAACACUGUGCAAGAUGGCAGUUUUAGGAAGAGGGUCAAUGAAAGAUCGACAGAAGGAAGAAGAAUGUCGUAUGUCCUUGGAUCCAAAAUAUGCUCAUCUGUCGGAUGACUUACAUGUAGAAAUAACAGCAUUAGCACCACCAGCUGAAGCAUAUGCUCGUAUAGCAUUUGCACUUGCAGAGGUUCGCAAGUAUUUAAUUCCAGAUAAUAACGACAAUAUACGGCAAGAACAAAUGCGAGAAAUGGAACUUAGCAUGGCCGAUGAUUCAACAGUCGCAGAAGAUAGAAGACCUUCUAUUAGAGGUGUUCCUCCUGCAGCAAGUGGUAUUCUUAGACCUACUUCCAGGCCAACGCUGCCAAGAUCAUCAAGAGUUUCAGCGCCUGUUCUUCCUCCACCCUCUAAUCGUGGACCCAUCUCUCGACCAAUGCCUGCAAAGACUAAAAUUUUUUCAAUAUUAGACCGUGCACGAGCUGCCAUGGAUCAGAGUUAUGGCUAUGAGACUCCAACUCCGCCUUUAAAUAAUCGCGUAGGAACACAUGAUUAUGAAUAUCAUCCAUCUUCGACAACAAAUACUCGAUAUGCAGAUCGUCAUUAUACGUCGACUGCAAGUGACGACAUGUAUCCUACUUCGAGAUAUACUACCUAUGAAUACGAAGAAGAACCUGUGCCACAUACAUCACAUGAUUAUUACGAAAUGCCAGAGUAUCCAGAGGAUACAACAAGCCGCGCAUGGAAGUCAUACAAGACUACAACAACGUCAGGCUCGAGUUCGCGAUAUCGCAGCGCUCCAUACACACGACCUUCCAAGUAAACAUCUGCAAAAGUUUUUUAAUUUUCUUCUCGAUUUAAAAUUAUUCACCGAUUAAGAAAUAUUAUUUUUUUUAACAUUAUUGUUUCAUAGCCCUAAACCAUUGACGUGUUAUUUUCUUAAUAUACCCUAAUCUAUGAUAUGACGUAUAAUUAGAAACCCAUAAACGAGCAUAUACUAGAUCGGCUUUUAUUUAAACGGAAACAUAAAACUUAAUGUAAAUUAUGAUAAGGAAAAAUUAAAACUUUACGUUAUAUUUUAUACGUAAAGUACAUUUAGUUAUUACAAUACAAUUGGACUCAUUAUUUUUUUCUUAUUAUUUAGUAGUAAAUCAUAGAAAUCAUAUCGAGAUUUAUCUUUCUUGUCAUUCAUCUUACUUCAUUUACUUUUUAUCUUCUCCGUUUAUUAUUAAAGCCUUAUAUCAUUUUUAGAUGAGUAUUUCGCGGAC
Messenger RNA from Polistes canadensis, 1863 nucleotides. Its product is annotated as KH domain-containing, RNA-binding, signal transduction-associated protein 3. NCBI's taxonomy places the organism in Eukaryota, Metazoa, Arthropoda, Insecta, Hymenoptera, Vespidae. Bases 219 to 1418 code for a protein of 399 amino acids. The record is from RefSeq and is a predicted model, not a curated record. Gene Ontology annotation, molecular function: mRNA binding. The transcript is spliced from 8 exons. Gene Ontology annotation, biological process: regulation of alternative mRNA splicing, via spliceosome. Gene Ontology annotation, cellular component: nucleus.